GCGAGACUAUCUCGUUCAUAUCAGAAGAAGAGUUGAAAGAACGCUUAUCACUUUAUUUGCAAAUGCGGAUCAUACCCGAUCAAAUCCUGUAAGAGUGCUCUCACCAGCCUUGUCUGCCUCAAACGAGCGGUCAAACAAUCAAGAUGGAUUCAUCGCAUGAAGUUAUCAUCUCAAAUGAGCUAUCUCGUUAUAACCCCCGCCGCAGCCAACGGUACUCCGCGGUCCACGUACUUCAGAUUACGUGGAAAGACGACGAUAUUGGGGUUGCCGAUGAGGUCAACGAACUUGCACACCUCUUCCGUGACAAGUUCAACUUUUUUGUCUGGCCUUACCAAAUUCCCUCAAAGAAUUCACAGGCGCAAUUGCAACUUCAUAUUGCUCAGUUUAUUCUGCGCUGCGGAAGCGAUGAUGAUAACUUGAUCAUUCUACAUUACAGUGGGCACGGAGGGAAGACGGCUGACCUGAUGGAUUCAGAGUGUGUAUGGUCUGCGAAGAUAUCUGGGGGGCCUACAGUAGAUUGGGCCAUCAUACAGCCGGGCAUUCUCGGAGCAACCUGUGAUGUUGCAAUCUUGUUAGAUUGUUGCUUUGCCGGACAAGCUGUUCGGUCUCGUCUUCAACAUAACGUGGAAUUCCUUGCCGCAACUGAUAAAGAUCAAUUUACACCCACAGGCAAAUUGACCAACAGGCCCUCAUUCACUAAAGUCCUAACGCAGCAGUUGGGUUUGGUAGUAGCCAAAUCGAGUCACAUUACUAUCCCCGAAUUGCAUCGUCAAAUGCUAAGGAAAGAGGUCGGCCUCGUGAAGCAGCCAUUCUAUGCGAGUCUUUCACGUAGUUCUUCAGGUGCUGGAAUUCGCCUUGCCAGGUGGGAGCCCCUCGACACGGCCGUUACGAAAGCAGGAACUAGCACACCAUCAGAUCGAGGAGACGCCCUAUCUUUAUACAUUCGGUUUUCUUUGUUCCAGCCAAUGGAUAUUGCGCAAAGAGAAGCACUCCUACGUUGGCUGACGCGAGACUCUCCUUCUGACAUCGAACAUAUCCAUGUUCUUCACCGCACAAUAUCGAAGGCGCAAGCUGUGGGACAAGUCAGUAGCGAGAUCUUGUGCCCAAAGGCUGUGGUGCCAAACGUGCUUGCACCAUUUCGAAUUUCAGACGAUACUCGAGAGGAAGCAAAACGGCUGACCCGUGCCCUUACUGAUGUGCUCUCUAUUCCCGAAACUUACCAUUUUGCGGAGCUUGAUGUAACCCAAAUCAUCAACAGCAUUUCUGAGAGGUCAGCCCAGCUGCUUGCCUUCAUGAAUGACUGCAUUGCAGGAUUGAAUGAAGAAUCGCUGGAUACCCUUCGGAACAAGGACCUUUAUGGCACUUUUGAAUUGGCGAGCAGAAUCGCAAUGCGUCUGACCUUGGUCCAGGAUGAAGUGACGAAAGGCGCCAUAAAGGUGUAUUUUGACAGUACAGCACCAGCAGAUCAUCAUUUGCGGACUGGGAGAAAGGAUGAAGAUUCGGUCUUGGUAGAAUAUUGGGAAUACGAGACAGUAGGAAACCAGGACGCCAACAAGAGCCUGGAACAAGCCGCACGUAUAUCGGCUCUUCUGGUUGAGGACAAGGCCAAAGCUUUUCGAAUACUGCCGGGAUUGGGGUACGUGGAAGAGACUAUUCGACCACGCAUCGGAUUCGUGUACCGACUUCCAUCGGGAAUAUCCACGAACGAUUAUUGGACAUUGUCGGAACUCAUCGGUACUGUAAAGACCCUUCCACUCGAAGUUCGUUGUCAGCUUGCUAGUGCAAUCUGUGAUGCUAUUUUGCACCUGCAUUCGAUCGGUUGGUUUCACAAGGCUAUAAAAUCCGAGGAUAUCGUCAUCCUUCGCAAAUUGAAUCACGGAACAGGAGAAGCCACGUCCCAUCAGCUUUAUGAUUUCGAUAAUCCCUAUGUGAUUGGCUUUGAUUGCUCUCGCCCUUCACAAAUGGAAUCGAGGCUCACGGUAGAUUUUUCCAUGAAAAACAACAUUUACAGACACCCAGAACGCUGGGGAAAUCCAAAGCCAUUUGAAAGGAAACACGACAUAUAUGCAUUGGGAAUAUUACUUCUAGAGAUCGGUUGCUGGAGGCUCCUUCCCAGUAUGGAUGGCAGCCGAAAAGGCUUCGAAAAUGUCAAGAAACCCGAGAGACUACGGGAUACUUUGCUGGACAUAGUUCGGACCAAGCUAGCGCAUUCAGCUGGAUCGAAGUAUAGCGAAGCAGUUGCAUUUUGUCUAGAGGAACGCGAGUGGAAGACGGAAGAGCCAUGGCAAACCCAAAGAAGCAUUCGUCAAAAGGUGUGGCAGCCACUGAAGAUGUCAAUUUAGGCUAUAUAUAGGCCCAAAGAAAUUUUCCGAAAGAAUGGAGAAGAUUGUAUUUGGUGACCUUCGUCAUGAAGCAAAUCGCGAAGGACGCUAUCAGGACGAAUAUAGCGGAAAUGGCAGAGCGACUUCCACUUUUCUCGAACCGGUACAGAAGAAGCAUGGGGAAUAUAAUUCCAGUGGGAAUAGACAAAGCCACCAGGCAUUUUAUCACUCUUCCGUAUAAAUUUCGUCGUAGUAUAAAUACAUUGCGGUCGCUCGUUUUAGC
This is a messenger RNA of Hyaloscypha bicolor E, 2604 nucleotides long. RefSeq lists its product as uncharacterized. The record is from RefSeq and is a predicted model, not a curated record. Gene Ontology annotation, biological process: protein phosphorylation. The coding region runs from base 144 to 2342 and encodes 732 amino acids. The transcript is spliced from 4 exons. Gene Ontology annotation, molecular function: protein kinase activity; ATP binding. NCBI's taxonomy places the organism in Eukaryota, Fungi, Ascomycota, Leotiomycetes, Helotiales, Hyaloscyphaceae.